Exophiala spinifera is the source of this 2199-nucleotide messenger RNA. RefSeq lists its product as uncharacterized. Bases 1 to 2199 code for a protein of 732 amino acids. Gene Ontology annotation, cellular component: nucleus. Gene Ontology annotation, molecular function: zinc ion binding; DNA-binding transcription factor activity, RNA polymerase II-specific; DNA binding. Gene Ontology annotation, biological process: DNA-templated transcription; regulation of DNA-templated transcription. NCBI's taxonomy places the organism in Eukaryota, Fungi, Ascomycota, Eurotiomycetes, Chaetothyriales, Herpotrichiellaceae. The record is from RefSeq and is a predicted model, not a curated record. The transcript has 7 exons.
AUGUCAGGUCUCGACUUGUCACGCACUGCCUGCACACGGUGUCGUAACCAAAAGCUCAAGUGUAGCCGCGAGUAUCCCAACUGUCUCCGGUGCAGAAGACUUCACGGACAUUGUGUCUAUCCGCGGCCGCAUGACCGUAGUAGACAGAGGGCCGAGCGAGCGCUCGCGGACGCCGCGACCUUGGCCGAGUCAAUGCAAACCCGGAAAUCCCAUCUCGAGCCGCUGCCAUCGCAGGGAGAUUUUCCUAACUCAGUCUUAAGCCGUCAGCAUUCACCACAGCACGAGCAGGCUCACCCAAGGUAUUCCAUUCUACCUGGACAACAUGUACAGACGAGAAUAGAAGCGUAUGUCUCAUCCACAAACUCUGAAGUACUGAGGACGGUGGUAGACAUUCCAUCUGAUUCGUACCCUCACCAGCUCCGGGACGCCCAAAACAACAGAGACAACGGUCAAGCAAAUCAUGCACCGCGCGCCGAAGACUGUGCGCUACCACCGUUUUCGGCCGGACUUGGGCUCCUGGAAAUAUACUUCUCGCGGGUUUACAACGCAAGCCUCCUUUUUUGGAAGCCGCUCCUCUUCCAGCAAUAUGUUGAGGGCAAGAUACCCGCUUUUCUACUUCGUGCGAUUUUUGCAAUUUCGGCUUUAUUUGUGGAUUCGAACCAGCGUAACUUGGAGGGGUACUCGGAGCUCCGUGCUCUUGGUGCUUUCCGUCAUCUCAGUCUUUCUUGGGCCCAAGCUGCUGCUCGAGAAGCAUGCUCCCUUGCAACGCUCGAUCCAUCGCUCGAAGUGAUCCAGACUCUAGAAUGUCUGACGUUGUAUUGGUUUGGAACAGGACAAUCCAAGAGUGGCGACCUCUCGCUUGCGCUUGCGUAUCGCUGUUGCUGUGUUCUGGGCUUCAAUCAAAGCAAAUCCUCAGAAAUCCCUAAAGCAUCACUAGAUGCGGAAUUGCAAAGACGAUGCUUGUGGGCCUGCUGGGCCUCCAUGUGUAUUGUCGCCGCACCAGAGCCAUACUUGCGCUGCUGGUGGUCAGAAGUCGCACAAGUUCCUUUACCCGCACGAAUUGACCGAGAAGGCUGUGUUAUCAAAAUCACGCAAAAACAGUACCUGGACGCGAAUUGGGUGCCUCAUGAUAUACAGGGUCAGGAGGGGGUCGAUCACGUGCUGCCAACAGCGGCGGUAUUGAUGAAAAUGGUCGGAGUCUGGGCGAAAGUCCAGUUAUUCGCACUAGACCGUCAGGACAGUGGUCCAUCCUCCAUACUCGAAGAGCCGACCGCUCUUGCAACAUGGGCCGCUUCGGUUCAUGCUUCAAUUUCCUUAGGUCAGCGCCAGAAAAUCCUUGACGAAGCCGCGCCUGGAGAUGUCUUCGAUGAAGCCCACCUGCUUUUUGUUUGCGAUGCCCUCCACAACCUCUCUCAAAUAACGGUCUACUCCACAAUGGUACCACUAUUCUGUGGUCCAAAAGCACAGGCGAGUGUUGAUAGCUCGUCGGCCCAAUUAAGUGCAAGAAUUGUGGUUGAGAACGCGUGGUCGUUCGCCAAUCAGCUUAAAGCUUAUCGCGCAUCUCGUCGAGACGCAACGUACAUGUGUCCGCUUAUCGGACAUUGCGCUUUUACCACUGCAGCAGUUCUUCUCACUUUCGAGUUUUCUCGUAGGAAAAAAGGGUCUGAUGGUUUCAUUCCAGGACUCGAAUCCGUUGACACCGUGUUACCGAUAGUGCAAACUAACCUCAAGAUUCUUGGUGAACUGUGCAGAUAUUGGGAAGUCCUACGUCGACCUUGCGACAAGAUCUUGGCUGCUCUAGAGUCGCUGACAGUGAGUGCUGGCGCUAGAAUCUCUUCACUCUCAGUAGACAGUGAUAGAUCUACUCGUCAACACCCUCGCCAGGCUCUAGCGGCGCCCUUUGCAAGCAACCGACUUCAUAUCUCGAGUCAGCCAAGCCAUGGUCUUCAAGAGCAGCUGCAUAUAAACACUGACAUGCCCCUGCAACCACCUUCGGCUAAUGGCAGCUCACAGCUAACAAUUAAUUACCUGUCCUUUAACCCUGAACCCCAAGCCAACAGUGGUGAAAUUCUCUACGAUAUAGACACUCUCGGAAUGGACGACUGGUGGAAUAGUUCCUUCACAGAUGUGGGCUAUGAAAAUCUGGCAGUGCUCGAGCCAAUGAUGCUGUCACGUGGAAGUUGGGAUGGACUUCAAUAA